This is a messenger RNA of Arabidopsis arenosa, 1526 nucleotides long. NCBI's taxonomy places the organism in Eukaryota, Viridiplantae, Streptophyta, Magnoliopsida, Brassicales, Brassicaceae. The record is from the annotation of a GenBank genome assembly.
GAUUUCGAAGCUCUCUCUCUCUCUCUCUCUCACUCUCUCUCUCACACACAAGAUUCUAGGUCGACCCAGAUUUAAGAGAUUCAUUCACCAGAUGGACUCUCUUCCUGAUGCGAUUCUUCAAUACAUUCUUUCCAACCUGACUGCUGCAAGGGAUGUGGCUGCUUGCAACUGUGUUUCCAAGCGAUGGAAAGAGUCAACAGACUCUGUUAAGAGCAUUGUAUUCCCCCGGAAUUCUUUCGAAAGCAUCAUGGAGACUGAUCAUUCUGACACUAUUGUUCGGAAGAUGAUCUCUUCUUCUCGUCGUCUUGAGAAGCUUGUGGUGUAUAGCCCAUUCACUAGCAAGGGCUUAGCAUCUUGGAUGAUGCAUGUCAGUUCAUCUCUUAGGCUAUUGGAGCUAAGAAUGGAUAAUCUCGCUAGCGAAGAGGCUAUUGUAGAAGGCCCUUUGAAGCUUGAUUGCAUUGGUGUGGCCAAGAAUUUGGAGACUUUGAGGCUUUGGGGUGUUUUAAUGAUGAGCCCUCCUAAGUGGGAUAUGUUCCCAAACCUUCGCUGCCUCGAAAUAGUAGGAGCAAGAACGGAUGAUUCCGCACUGUGUCAUGCUCUUCGUGCAUGCCCAAAUCUGAGUAACUUGCUUCUACUAGCUUGUGAGGGAGUUAAAUCCAUAUCAAUCGAUCUGCCAUACUUGGAGCACUGUAAGCUGGAUUUCUAUGGACCAGGUAACAGCUUGCUAGCCCUCACGAGUCCGAGAUUAGUGUCCCUUGAUGUUCAAGGCUGUAGCUGGAUCCGUGUCCCUGAUACCAGAUUCUUAAAGAACCUAUCCAUCUCAAAUCUUGGUGGGAGAGUCUACAUGGUAGAUUUCAAUAACCUUUCAUCGCUUGAGGCCUUGUCAAUUCGAGGUGUACAAUGGUGUUGGGAUGCGAUAUGCAUGAUACUGCAGCAAGCAAGAGACGUGAAGCAUCUGUUUAUGAAGGUCGAAUUCACAGGCAAUGAGGCUCUUCAACCUUUCCCUGAGAUUGAUUUUGUCGAGUUCUUCAAUAACCAUCCAAAGCUUCAAACAUUCGACAUCCAUGGAGCAAUGUUUGCUGCACUUUGCCAGAAAAACAGCCUUAAGAAGCUUGAGACAGGAUUUGCAAUACCGUAUUUGGAAGAGGUUGUUAUCACAGUGAGAUCUCCACUGAACGCAGAACAGAAGAUGAACACGCUUGAAUCACUUUUGAAAUACGCAAGAGGUCUGAAACGAAUGGUGAUAAGGAUUCUUCAGAUGAAGAGCAAUCACAGCAGUGCAGAUGAUUUCUGCGAUGAUAUCUGCAAGUUCCGGCACAUGAACGAACAUCUUGUUCAGAUAGAAUGAAAUAUUUCUUUGCUGCUAAUCUAUUUUUCAACCAUUAGAUUUCUGUUUCUCAUUCUGGUAUCUGAGCAUUUCUUAUUUUUGAACUCUUGAGUAACUUUUGUUUCCUGAUUCAUGGUUAUGAACUCAUGACUCUAAUUCCGACAACGUUUCGGAACUUUCCCCUGUUAUCGUCUUUAAA